This is a messenger RNA of Aspergillus heteromorphus CBS 117.55, 420 nucleotides long. RefSeq lists its product as uncharacterized. The record is from RefSeq and is a predicted model, not a curated record. Lineage: Eukaryota; Fungi; Ascomycota; Eurotiomycetes; Eurotiales; Aspergillaceae. The transcript is spliced from 3 exons. The coding region runs from base 1 to 420 and encodes 139 amino acids.
AUGCGGCUUCAAUCCCUCCUCGUCGCAUUGGCUCUCGCUGCCUCCGUCCAGGCCUACACAAUCACAGGCUAUAAUGAAAUUAACUGCCUGGGCUCAGAAGCAGGCACCACCACAGGCACGCAAAAAACAGCCUGCGCAUCCUUGGGAACGAACAAGUGGAAAUCAAUUAGGGCUGAUCCCGGUGAUUUUGUCUUGACUGCUUUCGGCAAGCACAAGGAGACGAGCAGUGACGACAAGGAUAAAUGCCAGGGAAAUGGGUACGCUCUGCAGCCGGGGCAUUGCGUCAACCUCCAAAAGAACGACGAAUUUCAAGAAUACUCGGUCCAAUUCAUCGCGAUCAAGGGCCAGGAUCCUCAUCCGCAAGAUCAUGAGGACGAGUGCUUGGAGGACUAUAAGAGCGGGUCCGAUACAUCUUUGUGA